Messenger RNA from Centropristis striata (black sea bass), 1307 nucleotides. RefSeq names its product proteasome activator subunit 3 interacting protein 1 (gene psme3ip1). The transcript is spliced from 8 exons. Lineage: Eukaryota; Metazoa; Chordata; Actinopteri; Perciformes; Serranidae. The record is from RefSeq and is a predicted model, not a curated record. Bases 75 to 863 code for a protein of 262 amino acids. Gene Ontology annotation, cellular component: nucleus.
GUUUUUGCUGUAACACAAUACGUCAUUGAAUUGGAGCAGGAGCAUUAUCGACUAGCCGAGCUUGGUCAGUUGUAAUGGAAGGGGGCGGGGCAGCAGGCGUCGACCUCAGCAGGAAGUUUGUGUCGGAAACUGAGCUCGAUGAGAAGAGGAAAAAGAGACAGGAGGAAUGGGAGAAAGUGAGGAAACCAGACGAUCCAGAGGAGGCCCCAGAGGAGAAAUAUGACCCACGUUCCCUCUUUGAGCGAUUGCAGGAGCAGAAAGACAAGAAACAAGAGGAAUUUGAGGAGCAGUUCAAAUUCAGGAACAUGGUGAGGGGAUUGGACGAGGAAGAGUCCAGCUUCCUGGACGAGGUCUCCCGGCAACAGUGCCUGGUGGAGAAGCAGCGCAGAGACGAGGAGAAACAGGAACUGCUGGAAUACAGAAGCGCUCUAGUGAAGCAAGCGUCCACUGAAAGCCGCAAAGAGCCUGAAAAAAAGGUGGCACCUAAACAUUCAGGGCCGGAGCAAAGGACCAGCCACCUGUCUCAGGCCCAUUUAUUGGCUGGAGCUGUCAAGAGACGCAGUUCCUCCCAGUCGUCAGACACCAGUAAGAAACAGAAGGUGGAAAUCACAACGACAUCAACGACAGGAAACGGAGACCGACACACAGAACAGGAGGAUGGAGCAGGAGGAGGAGGAGCGGGCGGAGCUGAAAAUAAAGAAACAGUCCCCAGCCUGACGGCGAAGACCCCCCCGGCCCCCCCGAGCUCCGGUCAAGGCGUGUUACACCUGCCGUCAGCAGCCGUGUGCGUCGGCGUUUUACCGGGACUCUGGGUUUAUUCUGGCAGCAGCGACUCUGACAGCAGCUCGGACAGCGAAGUUUAAGCCGAGCAACCAAUCCCGCACUGCCUAUCCCGACGACAUCCUGCCCCCCCCUACACCCAACCCUACUCCCCACCCAAGCCACAGCGACUGCAAGCUGUGCUGCUGGCUGAGGGAACAGUGAUUGACAGCUGUGGAGCAAGGAGGAGACUGCUUAGACUGUGUCAAAUGACUCACACCGUUUAGCUAACCGCAGCAGAGGAGAGAGAGCCAGGGCAGGAAACGCUUCGCUCUCCGUUUGGGUUAAACGCAAAAGUCUGAAUGGUUUGGAAAAAUCAUGUUUUUAUUUUUGUGAUGUAAUGUGUUUUUCUCUUCAGUAGUUUGUUUUAAAGUUCCAUUGUGCUGGAAAGAUGCUGGACUGUUUGCUGCUGUCUCAGGCGUUUGUGAGGAGUUUUGUUUUGUUGGUCAAAGUCUGAGCAGAGAGAAAUAAAGAGCUUUCCCUUGUGA